Messenger RNA from Ilyonectria robusta, 1290 nucleotides. Its product is annotated as ketopantoate reductase PanE/ApbA C terminal-domain-containing protein. Bases 1 to 1290 code for a protein of 429 amino acids. Lineage: Eukaryota; Fungi; Ascomycota; Sordariomycetes; Hypocreales; Nectriaceae. Gene Ontology annotation, molecular function: 2-dehydropantoate 2-reductase activity; NADP binding. The record is from RefSeq and is a predicted model, not a curated record. The transcript has a single exon. Gene Ontology annotation, cellular component: mitochondrion; cytoplasm.
AUGUACGCACAACAGCCUCAGUGGCUCAAAUCCGUCUUUGAGGAGAGUGGUCCUCCACCAAAACUAUUUGCUUGGAGUCCUUCAAACGUUGGUCUCCAGAGCGACCGUCCGGCCAUUUCCACCAACGACCUGGAUCGUCGUAUCUUUGUCCUUGGAGUCGGGAAUCUGGGCCGACUUUUUGCAUCCUGCCUAGCUCAGGCCCCUGAAUCCCCGCCGGUCACUCUCGUGGUCCAUCGCAAGGAGCUUUUGACGGAAUGGGAUGCUGGCCAGGGCAUUGAGAUCUUGCGUUCUGGUGUCCUCGAGAAGAACAAGAACUUCGACAUCGAGUGGUGGACGGACGCCCAACCAGACCACGGUCCUGUGCGUGAGGUUUCAGAUGGUAUGAAGCUGGUGAACCUCAUUAUAACUACCAAGGCCACUGCGGCACUACCGCAGGUUGAUCGGCUCCGAGGAUAUCUCAACCAAAACAGCACCGUCGUGUUUGUCCAGAACGGCAUGUCCAAACUCUGGCCGCCUCAUGGACCUGCCUAUGCCUCCCAUCGGUACACAGCUGGCGAGGCCCCCAACUUCCUUGCCUGCGUCACGACACAUGGUGUCACCUCCCAAGGCCCAUUCAAAAGCCUUCACGCCUCACAGGCGGAUGUUGCCAUCGGGUCGGUCCUCCCAAACCAAGCUUCGAGUGAGGUGGCCAACUAUUUGGUGAGGCAGAUUCUCGAGGCACCCCAUCUUGACGGAAAGUCGGUUUCGCGGGCCGAGUUUUGGAUACUUCAACUCGAGAAGUUGGUUGUAAACGCCGUCAUCAAUCCGUUGACGGCCGUCCUGGGAUGCAAAAACGGUGCUCUGUUCACGGAAUCAGAUGGAGUUCUUGCGGGUGUAAUUGACCAACUCUUGUUCGAGGCCAGCCAAGUUCUUCAACUUCUCGUCAGCCAUGAAAGCAGCGCAGACAUCAUCAGAGAUACUCCCGCAGCCCAAGAUACCGCAACGUCCCUCGACGUAUCUCCACAGAGUCUGCAUGACAGAUUCUCGCAGCCGCGCCUGAAAGAGAUGGUGUACCGGGUGGGCCAUAAAGUCCGAGAAAACACCAGCUCCAUGCUGCAAGACUUCCGCACCGGCCGAUCAACCGAGAUCCGGGACUUCAACGGCUGGCUAGUCGAGACUGCAGCUUUCCUUGAUCCAAGCUUGGAUCUCGCGGGCCAUGGGACGCUGGUCGACCUUGUUGAAGCGGGCAGGACCCUGCGUGUCGAUCAACUCGGAAGUCAUUUCGACAAGUGCGGUGCACCGUUGUCCUGA